Molecule: messenger RNA, 4848 nt
Organism: Triticum aestivum (bread wheat)
Lineage: Eukaryota; Viridiplantae; Streptophyta; Magnoliopsida; Poales; Poaceae
Product: putative disease resistance protein RGA3
Exons: 4
Coding region: 276-4526 (1416 amino acids)
Molecular function (GO): ADP binding
Source: RefSeq, a predicted model, not a curated record
AAAUCCUAUUCCCAGCUUCCAAAAGCUUUGCUGCUCCCAGAAAUCUCACACCCACAUAUCCGCGCUGGCAUAGCUUCACCGGAGCUCCCGCCUGGUUGCGCAUCUCGUCGUCGGUGCCGGCCAGGUUCUGGGUACUGCUGCUGCUACAGCGCCGGAGCCGCUCAGCUUCCACGUGCCGGUCAGGACCACUUCUUCCUCGCUGUUGCUGCGUUGCUGGUCCUGGUUUCUCAGGUGCAAGCUCGUGAAGUGCACUUGUGUUGUCCGUGAGCGUUACAAUGGCGGAGCUGGUGGUCACCAUGGCGAUCCGGCCACUGGUGGCCAUGCUCAGGGACAAGGCGUCCAGCUACCUCCUCGACCAGUACAAUGUGAUGGAGGGAAUGGAGAAGCAGCACAGGAUUCUCAAACGCAGGCUUCCUAUCAUCCUGGACGUCAUCACCGACGCUGAGGAGCAGGCCGCAGCACACAGAGAAGGAGCUAAAGCCUGGCUCCAGGAGCUCAAGACGGUGGCCUAUGAGGCAAAUGAAGUCUUUGACGAGUUCAGGUAUGAAGCGCUCCGCCGUGAAGCAAAGAAGAAUGGACACUACAAAAAGCUUGGCUUUGAUGUUAUAAAACUCUUCCCUACCCACAACCGUGUUGUGUUCCGUCACAGAAUGGGUAGCAAGCUUUGCAGGAUUCUGCAAGAUAUCAAUGUCCUCAUAGCAGAGAUGCAUGACUUUGGGUUGAGGCAGACAUUAUUGGUGUCCAAUCAGUUGAGGCAGACACCAGUGUCCAAGGAGUGGAGGCAGACAGAUUAUGUCAUCAUCGACCCACAAGAAAUUGCCAGCAGAUCCAGACGCGAAGAUAAAGAUAAUAUCGUUAACGUGCUACUUGGUCAAGCUAGCAAUGCAGAUCUUACAGUAGUUCCCAUUGUUGGAAUGGGGGGCCUUGGCAAGACCACAUUGGCACAACUCAUAUACAAUGAACCUGAAAUUCAAAAGCAUUUUCAGUUGCAGCUAUGGGUCUGCGUCUCUGAUACCUUCGAUGUGAAUUCGGUGGCUAAGAGUAUACUUGAUGCAUCCCCCAAGAAAAAUUAUGAUACAGACAAACCACCACUGGAUAGACUUCAAAAACUUGUCAGCGGGCAGAGGUAUCUCCUUGUAUUGGAUGAUAUCUGGAACAGAGAGGUCCAUAAGUGGGAACGUUUGAAGGUCUGUCUUCAGCAUGGUGGCAUGGGUAGUGCAGUGUUGACAACAACCCGUGAUAAACAAGUUGCUGAAAUUAUGGGUGCAGAUAGAACCUACAAUCUCAAUGUUUUGAAGGAUAGCUUCAUAAAGGAAAUUAUUGUGGCUAGAGCAUUCAGUUCAGAGAAUGAAAAGCCUCCCGAGCUACUCGAGAUGGUUGGUGAGAUUGUGAAGAGAUGUCGUGGCUCUCCUUUAGCUGCAACUGCACUAGGAUCUGUACUUCUUACCAAGACCAGCGUGCAAGAAUGGAAGGCUAUAUCAUCUAGAAGCAGUAUUUGUACCAAGGAAACUGGAAUUUUGCCAAUACUGAAGCUUAGCUACAACGAUUUGCCACCACACAUGAAGCAGUGCUUUGCUUUCUGUGCCAUAUUUCCCAAGGAUUACAAGAUUAAUGUGGAGAAGCUUAUCCAACUAUGGAUUGCGAAUGGCUUUAUCCCAGAACAAGAGGAAGAUAGUCUUGAAACCACUGGAAAACAUAUUUUCAAUGAACUAGCAUCAAGGUCAUUCUUUCUGGACAUAGAGGAAUUUAAGGGCGACGAGCAGUAUUGUUUCAGAACUACAUGCAAAAUACAUGAUCUUAUGCAUGAUAUUGCAAUGUCUGUUAUGGGAAAGGAAUGUGUCAUUGAAAUUAAGGAACCGAGUCAAGUCGAGUGGCUUUCGGAUACUGCUCGGCAUUUGUCCUUGUCAUGUGGAGAACCAGAAGGUAUUUUGAAUGUUAUGGACAAAAGAUCCCCUACUAUCCAAACUCUGCUAUGCAAUAGUUAUGUACGAAGCUCAUUGCAGCAUCUCUCAAAAUAUAGAUCUUUGCAUGCCUUGAAGCUCUGUCUGAUAACAGAAUCAUUUCUACUCAAAGCAAAGUAUCUGCAUCACCUGAGGUACCUUGAUCUCUCACAAAGUUCUAUCAAAGCACUUCCUGAGGAUAUAAGUAUUCUGUAUAACCUGCAAGUGUUGGACCUUUCCAACUGCUCUUAUCUUGAUCGACUUCCAAUGCAAAUGAAGUAUAUGACUUCCCUCCGUCACCUCUACACUCAUGGAUGUCCGAAGUUGAAGAGCAUGCCUCCAGAACUAGGAAAACUAACGAACUUGCAGACGCUGACAUGUUUUGUGGCAGCAGUUACUGGACCGAAUUGCAGUGAUGUUGCAGAGCUGCAGAACUUAAACCUUGGUGGUCAGCUAGAGAUAUGUCAUAUUGAAGCGGAAGCGGAAGUGGCUUAUCUUGGUAAGAAGAAGGAUCUCAAAGAACUGACACUAAGAUGGACUUCUGUUUGUGACAGCAAGGUGCUCGACAAUUUCGAACCUCAUGAUGGGCUGCAGGUUCUGAAGAUAUAUUCCUAUGGAGGAGAGUGCAUGGGUAUGUUGCAAAACAUGGUUGAGAUCUAUCUUUUUCAUUGUGAAAAAUUGCAAUUUUUGUUCAGAUGCAGUACAAUCUUCACUUUUGCAAAACUGAAGGUGCUUAUGCUAGACCAUCUGUUGGGUUUUGAGGGAUGGUGGCAAAUAGAUGAGAGGCAAGAAGAACAGACAACAUUUCCUGUGCUUGAGGAGUUGUUUAUAAGUAAUUGUGGAAAGUUGGCAGGAUUACCUGAAGCUCCAUUGCUGCAAGGACCGUGUGGCGAAGCUGGUUAUACAUUGGUACGCUCAGCAUUUCCUGCCCUAAAGGUGCUCAAAAUGGAAAACUUGGAGAGCUUUCAGAGAUGGGAUGCAAUCGAAGAGACUCAAGGACAACAUAUAGUGUUUCCUUGUCUUGAGAAACUAUCAAUUGAGAAAUGCCCAAAGCUGACAGUGUUGCCUGAAGCACCAUUGCUAGAAGGACCUUGUGGUGAAGGUGGUUAUACAUUGGCACGCUCAGCGUUUCCUGCCCUAAAGGUGCUCGAAAUGAAAGACUUGCAGAGUUUUCAGAGAUGGGAUGCACUCGAAGGGACAUUGUUUCCUCAGCUUGAGAAACUGUUAAUUCAGAGAUGCCCAGAGAUGAUAGAUUUACCUGAAGCGCCAAAACUCACUUUAUUGGAAAUUCAAGAUGGCAAGCAAGACAUCUUCCAUUUUGUAGACAGAUAUUUGUCUUCACUGACCAAUCUGGUACUGAACCUAGAAGGCACAGAGACAACAUCAGAGGGUGAGUGCGCUUCAAUUGUACCCAUGGACAGCAAGGAGAAAUGGAACCAGAAAUCCCCUCUUACGGUUAUGGAGUUAGGAUGCUGCAACUUAUUCUUUGGAUCAGGUGCCCUAGAGCCGUGGGACUAUUUUGUACAUCUUGAAGAGUUGAAAAUUCAUGAAUGCGAUGUGCUCGUCCACUGGCCAGAGAAAGUGUUCCAAAGCUUAGUAUCCUUGAGGAGAUUGGAGAUUAGUGAGUGCAAAAAUCUGACCGGAUACGGAGAAGCACCUCUUAAGCCAUUCGCAUCCGGAAGGAGUCAACACCUGCCAGGUCUGGAGUCUCUUCAGUUAGAGUAUUGUCCAAGUUUGGUAGAGAUGUUCAACGUCCCGGCAUCUCUCAAGAUAAUGAAUAUUGAGUGGUGCCCUAAAGUUGAGUCCAUUUUAGGCAAGCAGCAGUACAUGUCUGAGUUAGUCCAAGGGUCUUCUUGUAGUGAGGAAAUCAUGCCCACAGCUGUAUCAGAGUUGUCAUCCUCACCCAUGAAUCACUUCUGUCCAUGCCUAGAAAAUCUAUGUUUGUCUGCAUGUGAUAGUUUACCGGCGGUUCUAAAUCUUCCUCUGUCCUUAAAGACCUUAGAAAUUGAUGACUGCACUAGUAUUCAAGUCCUAUCAUGCCAGCUGGGUGGGCUCCAAAAACCAGAAGUCACUACCACCAUAAGCAAAAGUCCUAUCAUGCCAGAGCCACCAGUAGCAGCAACAACUGCAGGUGAGCAUUUACUUCCUCCCCAUCUUGAAACUCUAGAAAUACUGGACUGUACUGGUAUGUUGGGGGGAACUCUCCGUCUGCCUGCACCCCUCAAGAGACUGGUAAUUAUGGGCAACAGUGGGUUGACAUCGCUGGAGUGUCUGUCGGGAGAGCACCCCCCAUUGUUGGAUGUCCUUAAUCUUCAAAGAUGCAGUACCCUGGCAUCCCUACCGAAUGAGCCGCAAGUAUACAGGUCUCUCUACUUUCUUGCAAUACAACGCUGUCCUGCUGUAAAGAAGCUCCCUAGAUGCCUGCAGCAGCGCUUGGGCAGCAUUGGCAUCAAAGGACUAGAUGCCCGUUAUGAAGUGAUGGCACUUAAACCGAAGACAUGGAAGGAGAUACCAAGGCUAGUCCGUGAGCGGAGGAAGGCCGCUCAAGAAGCAAGGGAGCGCCAGCAAUCCACCAUGCAGGAGUAAACAGGGGAAUGGCCUGUGAUUGCUUCUACAAUUGAACUUUGCUGCAGUCGCUCUCGGUCGACAACUGUCGGGGCCUCCGGUGUAGGGCGACUACUGCUUGGCGAUGAGCCUGGCAUCUCUGAAUCAACAUCCCAGGCCGAGACGAUGUCAUCUUGAUCUGGUUUGCUGCUGCCCAGCCAAGCGUGGAAAACAGGGAAGAAACAACUUAGAAAUUGCAUGGUAGUUAAUUUUAUUUUGCUUCAGAAAUUGUACCAAUUUAUGUCAUGAUUGUUCUCUGUUGUGUUAAACUUCAACCUUUAUCUUGUUCAAGAUUCACAUACUU